Messenger RNA from Punctularia strigosozonata HHB-11173 SS5, 2955 nucleotides. Its product is annotated as Utp14-domain-containing protein. The transcript has 9 exons. Gene Ontology annotation, biological process: rRNA processing. The record is from RefSeq and is a predicted model, not a curated record. Lineage: Eukaryota; Fungi; Basidiomycota; Agaricomycetes; Corticiales; Punctulariaceae. Gene Ontology annotation, cellular component: small-subunit processome; nucleolus. The coding region runs from base 1 to 2955 and encodes 984 amino acids.
AUGGCGCGGUUGGAGCAAAAGUAUAGUCGAUCAAGUACGAGCAAGGCUAACGCAGCUGGCUUCUCGAAACGACGUUCUGGGAAGCAGAAUGCUCUCAAGAUACACGAUGUCUACGAUCACGACCAAGCUAAACUUCCGAGGUCACGGUCACAGGUCGAUACUAGACUAGACCGGGAUGAAAUGGAUCCUGCGCUGAGUAUUAGUGGAGCAGAAGACGAACAAGAAGCGCUGAGAGCUCGAUUGAUUGGAGAAAACGAAGAGAAUGAGGGGCUAGGAAGCGAUGAGGAUGAAGAAAUUGAUAGUGAUGCUGCAUUUGAGGAGAGCGACGAGGAACGAUUCGCUGGCUUCUUCACGAGCAAACAGCAGAAGCGGAAACAGAAAGCAAUUCCACCGACUACCCUCGGGCGGACCGUUAGGUUCGUAGACGUAGACUUGAAUGAAGGAGAGGACGAUUCCCGUACUGCGCACCAACACGGUCACGACCAGGAGGGUCAUCACGAUGCCGAAGAUGAAGAGGACGAAGAAGACGAAGACGGCGGCGAUGGAUUCAUAGAUGUCCUGGAUGUCCUGGAUGGACGUGCCAAACCGUAUCUGGCGAGUGAUGGCGAAGGCGAUGAUCUUGAGGAUCAAGAAACAGCCGGUGCUACUUCAAGAAAAGGCAUGGAAGAUGGGCAGUCUGCCAAACAAAUCCACGAUGCUGACGAGGAGGAAUCAGAAGAAGAGCAGGAACCAGAACGCCAUAGAGAAACGUCUGCAAGACGUGACAUCGACACUUCGGAUGCGGAGAGCGAGACCGCGUUGGCAGGUCUCAAUCAAUUCAUCCUUGGGCUAGAUCCCGGCCCUGCAACGGCUGCUUCAAAGCGCGGAAUUUCGGAUGAUUUCAGCGAGGCUGAUCGACCCCGCAAGCGGAGGGUCAUCGCAGAACGUAGCGAAGUGGGGCCAGAAAAUGAGUUUGGGGGGCGUAUUUCAAGUAAGCUACACCUAGACGACCUUCUUGCUCCCCUCGCAUCAAAAACCUCGACCCUCCAGUCUCUCAAGAAAUCCGCGAAGACGCUGUCGAGCAAGGGUGGCGCCUUAGCAGCACCUCUCCCCCAGCGGACGCAGGAGAAGCUGGACAGGGAGGCUGCGUACGAGCAGACAAGAGAGGAAGCCGAACAUCUCAGCUUCCCUUUGCAGGCGGCGCCGCACGGUAAGACAUCCAACUUAGAACUUAACGCAAAAUUCAAGCCUACCACGGAACUUGAAAGCUCCGUGGACCGCCUGUUAAAGGCUGCCCAACUGCGCGAGGAAGAUUUAGAGAAGACGGAGGAACUCAAGAUGAAUCACCUGACUAUCGAGGAGGUUGCGGCUCGCCGGCUCGAGCUUCGGAGAACGCGCGAACUCAUGUUCCGUGCCGAGGUGAAGGCGAAGCGUAUCGCCAAGAUCAAGAGCAAGACGUAUCGGCGCCUGAAAAAGAAGGAACGGGAGCGGUUGGCGGCGAAGCUUGACGACGGAGGCGAGGACGAUGAAAGUGCCCGCAUUGAGCAUGAGUUAAACAGAGCAAGAGAGCGUGCUACACUGAAGCACAAGAACACAGGAAAGUGGGCAAAAUCUUUAAAAACCCGCGAACAUCUGGAAGAGGAUCAAAGGCGGGAUAUCAAUGAGAUGCUAGACAGAGGCGAGAGGCUGAAAAGAAGGAUCCAGGGUGUGGGCAGCGAGGGCGAGGGCGAAGAGAGCGAUUCCGAGGAAGAGCGGGACGUUGAUGAGGUCAAAGCGGGCGCUUUCGAGGAGCUGCGAGGCCUGAUGAGUGAGGCAGACACCGAGGACGAGGCAGGCGGCAUCUUCAAGAUGAAGUUCAUGGCGGAAGCAGCGGCUCGGCAGGCACAUGAAAAUCGUCAAGUAGCCGACGAGUUCCUUCUUGAAAUGGGCGCUCCAGUAGGCUCUGACGAGGAAAGGGUAGAUUGCGAGGAAGAUCAGGGGGUGUCCAUAACGCGCACUGGCGGACGCGUAACUUUCAAGCCAAGUACUUCACUAUCUUCUCGCCCUAUAGGCUCCUUACACUCUGAUACGUCGAGUGUCACCCUGAGGUCGACGGAUUUCCCUCCGGAGCCAACCACGGCCGAAUCUGAGAAGGGGCCCCCUUCUCCCCUUUCUCGCCAAAAUGCCACCAAUCCAUGGCUAGCAUCUCAGAGCAACGAAGAAUCAAUACGAGCGCCCCGUAAAGCGAACGAAGUAGUAUCUAAGCAGAGCUCAGCCGCAGAUAAGUCGAAGAACAAGCUUCGCAAGAUAAAAGACAAAACCGCGAACGACAGGGAGACCGCGAAAGCGGACGCAGAACUGGAGAUUUCUACCACCGAAUUCUUAACCUUGAAAGCACCGACUACGAAAAGCAAAUUGCCAGCUCAACGGAGAGUCAAACACACACCCAAGACCGACGUGUUAGAAGAGGGCUCCGACCAUGACAGUGAAAUCGAGGAACAGGAGCAGAACCUGCGAAUGAAGGCUCGAGCUGGUCAAACGGCAGCGUUUCAGCAACGAGAUCUAGUGGCCCGUGCAUUCUCUGGAGACAAUGUUGUCCAGGAUUUCGCUGAGACAAAGCGGAGAGAGAUACAGGCUGACGCCCCGAAGGAGGUGGACACCACGUUACCUGGCUGGGGAUCGUGGGGUGGACGUGGAACGAAGAAGCAAGCGCCAAAGCAGCAUCUGAUCAAGCAGAUCGCCGGAGUCGAUCCUAAAUCAAGGGCGGACUUCGACAAGUCUCACGUUAUCAUUUCUGAAAAGCGGGACAAGAAGGCAGCAAAGUACCUCGUUAAGGAUUUACCAUACCCUUACACCAGCAAGGCCCAGUUCGAACGAAGCACAGAGACACCCCUAGGAUUAGAAUGGAACACCAGAGUUGGGUUCCAAAGGGGUACUCUGCCCAGGAUUUCCAAGAAGAUGGGACAAGUCAUCGCUCCUCUGGAGAAGUUGCAGUAG